Molecule: messenger RNA, 1717 nt
Organism: Loxodonta africana (African savanna elephant)
Lineage: Eukaryota; Metazoa; Chordata; Mammalia; Proboscidea; Elephantidae
Product: olfactory receptor 8K3-like
Exons: 1
Coding region: 521-1468 (315 amino acids)
Biological process (GO): sensory perception of smell; G protein-coupled receptor signaling pathway
Cellular component (GO): membrane
Molecular function (GO): G protein-coupled receptor activity; odorant binding; olfactory receptor activity
Source: RefSeq, a predicted model, not a curated record
UAUGUAUGAGUAUGUCUACAUCUACAUGUUCACGUACACUUACACCUGUGUCUUUAUCUGUGUCUAUCUCUAUCUCAGUUUACUACAGGGUUUCUCAACUUCUGACAUACCGACAUUCUGGGCAAGAAAUUUUGUCAUUGUGCGGGAGUUACCCUGUAUAUAGUAGAAUGUUUAGUAACAUCCCAGGCUUCCAUUAGAUACGAGUAGAACCCUUCUCCUGGUUAUGACAUCCAAAAUGUCCCAGGCAUUGACAGAUGUUCUUUGGGGAACAAAUUUUACCCAACUGAUAACAAGUUAGAUUUCUCUCUCUUUCCCUCUUUCCCUCUCUCUUUAUCUUCAUGUGCCUAUACUUUAUUUGUGGGAGUGAGUUUAAUGUCAAAUAAGUAUACUGGAAAGUUUGGAUUUAUCUUAUUCAUUUAUCAUAUUGCAUUUGUAACUAAAAAUCUACCAGAUGAUACUACAUAAAAGCCACUGACUAUGCUGUUGUCUCUAUCCAGAACAGGUUUUCUGAUAGACCAAGAUGGACAAACACAAUCUAACAGCGCUGAAUGAAUUCAUUCUGACAGGAAUCACAGACCGCCCUGAGCUGCAGGCUCCAUUGUUCGGGCUGUUCCUCAUCAUCUAUAUGAUCUCAGUGGUGGGCAACUUGGGCAUCAUCAUCCUCACCAAGAUGGACUCCAAGCUACAAACUCCCAUGUACUUUUUUCUCAGACACCUGGCUGUCACUGAUCUUGGCUAUUCAACAGCUGUGGGACCUAAAAUGUUGGUAAAUUUUGUUAUGGAUGAAAAUAAAAUCUCCUAUUAUUUUUGUGCUACACAGCUAGUUUUUGUUAUCAUGUUCAUAAAUGGUGAGCUAUUUAUUCUGUCAGCAAUGUCCUACGACCGCUAUGUGGCCAUCUGUAACCCUCUUCUCUACACAGUCAUCAUGUCACAAAGGUUGUGUCUGGUGCUGGUGGCAAUCCUCUAUAUUUAUUGCAUGUUUGUUUCUCUUCUUGUCACCAUAAAGAUUUUUAACUUAUCCUUCUGUGGCUACAACGUGAUCAGUCAUUUCUACUGUGACAUUAACCCCUUAUUAUAUUUGCUCUGCUCAAGCACACAUGAAAUUCAAUUGGUCAUUCUCAUCUUAGCAUCUAUUAAUUUGAUUACAUCCCUUUUAAUAGUUCUUGUUUCUUACAUGCUCAUUUUUGUAGCCAUUCUCAGGAUGAACUCAGCUGUGGGCAGGCACAAGGCCUUCUCCACUUGUGGAUCCCACCUGACAAUCUUGGUAGUGUUCUAUGGGACUUUAAUCUUUAUAUACAUGCAGCCCAAGUCCAGUCAUUCCUUUCCGGCUGAUAAAGUGGCUUCCAUAUUUUACACCCUGGUGAUUCCCAUGUUGAAUCCCUUGAUUUAUAGCUUGAGGAACAAAGAUGUAAAAUCUGCCCUACAUAGGGCAUGGAAAAAAAUAUGCAACAUCUUUUCUAUAGUUUGAUGUGUCAUAUGGUUCCUAUGAAAUACAUGAUGGGUUUCAAAACUUGUCUGUGUGUGUCCAUAGAGUAUAAGCCAAAAAACCAAACCCAGUGCCGUCAAGUCGAUCCUGACUCAUAACUACCCUAUAGGACAGAGUAGAACCACCCCAUAGAGUUUCCAAGGAGCGCCUGGUGGAUUCAAACUACCGACCCUUUGGUUAGCAGCCAUAGCACUUAACCACUACGCCACCAGGGUUUCCCCAAAGAGCAUA